CCUGCCAGCGGGAGCAUUGCGGAUUGCAGUUCAAACGAGCCACGAACGAGAACGGGCCGGGCUUGGAAAAACGUUCUUACGCCAUCGAUUCCGAAAGGAAGGAAAAUCCUUCCCACUUUUCACUGGUGUGGCGGAUAGAGAAAGAGUGUGUGUGUGUGCGUCGUGUGUGCAUUAAUCACCUUUCUGGCGACGAAAAAGGACGAGUUUGGACCAUUUUGCUGGUGGAAAAGUGCGGAAAGAAGGACGGAAAACUGGUGAAAAUUUCGAAUUUUCCACCGCAGGCAAGCACCCUCGAUUUUCGCUGGGUUUUCCACUCGCGCGAGGAAGAAAAUCCAGGAAAACCACGUGUGUCAGUGUGUUCGUGUUCGAAGGAAAAAUCGAGCAAUCAAAGAAGUUGUAGAUAUUUAAUGCUUAUUCAAAAAAAAGCAAAAAAUAGUGUAGAAAUUUUCUAGCAACAAAAUAAAGGAGAAUAGUGCAAACCAAAAAAAAAAAGAAGAAAAGAAAAGAAGUUUUAUUGGAAAAUCGAUUCCGGAAAACACCAAAACCGACCCCGCGCGCGCCAGCUCAUUUGCGGCGAAAGAAGUGCGUCGCGACGUCGUCGAUCGCCGUCGAAAGUUUUGCGAGCACGGAGGGAAAUGCUAGUGGUUUGGUGCUAGUGUCCAAAAGUGCGAAAGUGAAAAGUAGUGCGCGCGACCCAUCCCGCGAGAGAGGGAGAAGCAGUGCGAGAGAGCGAGAAGGAAAAGAAAGAAAGGAAAGUUGAGGUUGAACUCAGCUUAGAAGAGCAAGAAGAAGCGAGGGCCGAAAAACCUUCACCAACACCCCGAGAAAACGUGUGUGUUCGUGUGAGUGUGCAAUCGUGUGAAGUUUUGUCCAAGCAGAGUUCUUGCUUGCUGAAUCGUCGUCGUAACCCGGAGUGUGCAGAACCAGAUUCAACGAUUUAGCGCAGCGGAAGGAUAGAUGCGUCAUUUUCAACAUGGCGCCGUGUAUAUUACUGUGAUCUGUGGAACGAGAUUCAUGAGCCCCAUACCAUCGUUGACCACCGUCACGGGCCCGAAUCUCGUCCUUUUUAAUUCCUUGCGCAGUGAUUUUGUGUUGACGUAGAACUACGUCGCCCCUUUUUCGAUCAUUGGCUAAAUUUGUGGAAAGAUUGCGGAAAAAUGAUUUUGAGGUUAGAUUUGACGAAACGGUCAGUUUUUGUUUGGUGAAAGAUCUUGGAAAAGAUUGGCAACGGCGAUAGAAAUAAAACAGUUUUGCGUUAGCGAAUGUGAGUUAAAUUAGGUUAGGCCCCGUUCGGAUGUGAAUUCAGCAGAGUCGAAGAUUUAAACCACAACAAAAACGCGAUCGGUCAUGAGAAAUUUCGCCCCCGAACGGAUCGUGAUCGUGAGCGUUAGCAGAAGCUGCUGCGACAGUGUUGUUGCCCGCGGCGCCGUUACCGAAGCCGCCGCCCCGACUGUGAACUUUGUUUGUGUCACGGGACGACCCACCGUCCAGACCAGUUCCUGGGGCCCGAGCCAACCGUCGUCGCCACUGCCGGCGGCCCGCGGUGCUUGCCCAAGCGACCGCCGUUGCCGUGCCCCCGAAACACACCAUUGUUAGCAGGCCUUGGAAAUCUGAGGCUCUCAUUGUUGGCCAUAUAGACAAUGACCGAAGACCUCGAUUCGAUAUCUGAGGAAGAACGUAGUUUGUUCCGUCCUUUCACCCGUGAAUCAUUACUUGUUAUUGAAGAACGCAUCGCAAAUGAACAGGCAAAACAGCGCGAAUUGGAAAAGAAGCGAGCCGAGGGGGAGACUGGUUUUGGUCGGAAGAAAAAGAAAAAAGAAAUUCGGUACGACGAUGAGGACGAGGAUGAAGGUCCCCAGCCGGACUCCACACUCGAGCAGGGAGUGCCGAUCCCUGUUCGAAUGCAGGGCAGCUUCCCUCCGGAAUUGGCCUCCACGCCUCUCGAGGAUAUUGACGCUUUUUACUCAAACAUUAAGACAUUCGUAGUAGUUAGUAAAGGAAAGGAUAUUUUUCGUUUCUCCGCAACCAAUGCAUUAUAUGUACUCGAUCCGUUCAAUCCUAUACGUCGUGUAGCUAUUUAUAUUUUAGUACAUCCAUUAUUUUCAUUUUUUAUAAUAACAACCAUUCUUGGUAAUUGUAUUUUGAUGAUCAUGCCAUCCACGCCGACAGUCGAAUCUACCGAGGUGAUAUUCACCGGCAUCUACACGUUCGAAUCAGCUGUAAAAGUGAUGGCGCGAGGUUUCAUAUUACAACCGUUUACUUAUCUUAGAGAUGCAUGGAAUUGGUUGGACUUCGUAGUAAUAGCAUUAGCAUAUGUAACUAUGGGUAUAGAUUUGGGUAAUCUCGCUGCAUUGAGAACAUUCAGGGUACUACGAGCUCUCAAAACAGUGGCCAUCGUUCCAGGUCUCAAGACCAUCGUCGGCGCUGUCAUCGAGUCCGUAAAGAAUCUCAGAGAUGUGAUAAUUUUAACAAUGUUUUCGUUGUCGGUGUUUGCUUUAAUGGGGCUGCAGAUCUACAUGGGCGUGCUGACGCAAAAGUGCAUCAAGGAGUUCCCGACGGACGGCUCGUGGGGUAACCUGACCCACGAGAACUGGGAGCGGCACCAUUCGAACGAUUCCAAUUGGUACUUUUCCGAAACCGGGGACACGCCCCUCUGCGGCAAUUCGUCGGGUGCUGGCCAAUGUGAGGAAGGAUAUGUAUGUUUACAAGGUUUUGGAGAUAAUCCAAAUUACGGGUAUACAAGUUUUGAUACUUUCGGAUGGGCAUUCUUAUCUGCCUUUCGUCUCAUGACCCAGGACUACUGGGAGAAUUUAUAUCAACUGGUGUUACGAUCAGCUGGACCGUGGCACAUGCUCUUCUUCAUUGUGAUUAUCUUCUUGGGUUCGUUCUACCUUGUAAAUUUGAUCUUGGCCAUUGUCGCCAUGUCGUACGACGAACUCCAGAAGAAGGCCGAAGAGGAAGAGGCCGCCGAGGAAGAAGCGCUUCGGGAAGCGGAAGAAGCGGCCGCAGCGAAACAGGCCAAACUCGAGGCCCACGCAGCGGCGGCGGCGGCCGCAGCCAACCCGGAGAUCGCCAAGAGCCCGUCGGACUUUUCCUGCCACAGUUACGAGCUGUUCGUGGGCCAGGAGAAGGGCAACGACGACAACAACAAGGAGAAGAUGUCGAUCCGGAGCGAAGGAUUGGAGUCGGUGAGCGAAAUCACAAGAACAACCGCACCAACAGCUACUGCAGCUGGCACUGCAAAAGCCCGUAAAGUGAGCGCGGGGGUUGCGGCGGCAUUUCAGAAGGCUUCACUUUCAUUACCUGGUUCACCAUUUAAUCUUCGUAGAGGAUCUAGAGGAUCACAUCAGUUUACGAUACGUAACGGUAGAGGACGUUUCGUGGGCGUACCUGGUAGCGAUAGAAAACCAUUGGUACUCUCAACAUAUCUCGAUGCACAAGAACACUUGCCAUACGCCGAUGACUCGAACGCGGUCACACCGAUGUCGGAGGAAAAUGGUGCAAUCAUCGUUCCAGUAUACUAUGCUAAUUUAGGUUCGCGACACUCAUCGUACACAUCGCAUCAAUCGCGCAUCUCGUACACAUCGCACGGCGACCUGCUCGGCGGCAUGACGAAGGAGAGCCGGCUGCGGAGCCGAACCCAGCGCAACACGAACCACUCGAUCGUGCCGCCGGCGAACAUGGCGGCCUCGGCGGCGUCGGUGACGGGUGCCGGCUCGGGCGCGCCCAACAUGUCCUACGUCGACACCAACCACAAGGGCCAGCAGCGGGACUUUGAUCAGUCCCAAGACUACACAGAUGAUGCUGGUAAAAUAAAACACAACGACAAUCCUUUCAUCGAGCCCUCUCAAACCCAAACCGUAGUAGAUAUGAAAGACGUAAUGGUGUUAAACGAUAUCAUUGAGCAAGCUGCUGGUCGGCAUAGUAGAGCUAGUGAUCAUGGAGUCUCUGUUUACUACUUCCCCACAGAGGACGACGACGAGGACGGUCCGACGUUCAAGGACAAGGCGGUCGAGUUCGGGAUGCGGAUGAUCGACAUCUUCUGCGUGUGGGACUGCUGCUGGGUGUGGCUCAAGUUCCAGGAGUGGGUGUCCUUUAUCGUGUUCGACCCGUUCGUCGAGCUGUUCAUCACGCUCUGCAUCGUGGUCAACACGCUGUUCAUGGCGCUCGACCACCACGACAUGAACCCGGACAUGGAGCGGGCGCUCAAGAGCGGUAACUACUUCUUCACGGCGACGUUCGCGAUCGAAGCGACGAUGAAGCUGAUCGCGAUGAGCCCCAAGUGGUACUUCCAGGAGGGUUGGAACAUUUUCGAUUUCAUCAUCGUGGCCCUUUCGCUGCUCGAGCUCGGUCUGGAGGGCGUUCAGGGAUUGUCAGUAUUACGUUCAUUUCGUUUGCUUCGAGUGUUCAAGCUAGCAAAGUCGUGGCCAACGCUGAACUUACUCAUUUCCAUCAUGGGCCGAACGAUGGGCGCGUUAGGUAAUCUGACGUUUGUGCUCUGCAUUAUCAUCUUCAUCUUUGCCGUGAUGGGGAUGCAGCUGUUCGGCAAGAACUACAUCGACAACGUGGACCGCUUCCCGGACAAGGACCUGCCACGGUGGAACUUCACCGACUUCAUGCACUCAUUCAUGAUCGUGUUCCGGGUGCUGUGCGGCGAGUGGAUCGAAUCCAUGUGGGACUGCAUGCUGGUGGGCGACGUGUCCUGCAUUCCGUUCUUCUUGGCCACCGUAGUGAUAGGAAAUUUAGUCGUUCUUAACCUUUUCUUAGCCUUGCUUUUGUCCAACUUUGGUUCCUCGAGUUUGUCGGCGCCCACAGCCGACAACGAAACGAACAAGAUCGCCGAGGCGUUCAACCGGAUAUCGCGCUUCUCCAACUGGAUCAAGGCGAACAUCGCGGCCGCGCUCAAGUUCGUGAAAAACAAGUUAACAAGCCAGAUUGCGUCCGUGCAGCCCGCAGGUGAGCAGCACAACCAUCUCAGUUGGAUAUGGAGCGAAGGCAAAGGGGUAUGUCCAUGUAUAUCUGCAGAGCAUGGUGAAAAUGAGCUGGAAUUAACUCCAGAUGACAUCCUGGCCGACGGGCUGCUGAAAAAGGGCGUCAAGGAGCACAACCAGCUGGAGGUGGCGAUCGGCGACGGGAUGGAGUUUACGAUACACGGCGACCUCAAGAACAAGGGCAAGAAGAACAAGCAGCUGAUGAACAAUUCCAAGGUGAUAGGCAAUUCUAUUAGUAAUCAUCAAGAUAAUAAGUUAGAGCACGAACUGAAUCAUAGGGGCAUGUCCUUACAGGACGAUGAUACUGCCAGUAUAAAGUCCUAUGGCAGUCACAAGAAUCGCCCCUUCAAGGACGAAAGCCACAAGGGCAGUGCCGAAACGCUGGAGGGCGAAGAAAAGCGCGACGCCAGCAAGGAGGACCUAGGAAUUGACGAAGAACUCGACGACGAGUGCGAGGGUGAGGAGGGUCCUCUGGACGGGGAAAUGAUCAUCCACGCGGAAGAGGACGAGGUGAUCGAGGACGCGCCGGCCGACUGCUUCCCGGACAACUGCUACAAGCGGUUCCCGGCGCUGGCCGGCGAUGACGACGCGCCAUUCUGGCAGGGCUGGGGCAACCUGCGGCUCAAGACGUUCCAGCUGAUCGAGAACAAGUACUUCGAGACGGCCGUCAUCACGAUGAUCCUGCUGAGUAGUUUGGCCCUGGCCCUCGAGGAUGUGCACCUGCCGCACCGACCAAUCUUGCAGGACGUCCUGUACUACAUGGACAGGAUAUUCACGGUGAUCUUUUUUUUAGAGAUGUUGAUCAAGUGGUUGGCGCUCGGCUUCCGGGUGUACUUUACGAACGCCUGGUGCUGGCUCGAUUUCAUCAUUGUGAUGGUGUCCUUAAUCAACUUCGUGGCUUCACUCUGUGGAGCGGGUGGUAUUCAAGCAUUCAAAACUAUGCGAACUCUUAGGGCACUGCGUCCGCUACGUGCCAUGUCCCGUAUGCAGGGUAUGAGGGUUGUCGUCAAUGCAUUGGUACAGGCUAUACCGUCCAUCUUCAACGUGUUAUUGGUGUGUUUGAUCUUUUGGUUGAUUUUCGCCAUCAUGGGCGUCCAGCUGUUUGCCGGAAAGUACUUCAAGUGCGUCGACACGAACAAGACGACACUGUCGCACGAGAUCAUCCCGGACGUGAACGCGUGCAUCGCGGAGAACUACACCUGGGAGAACUCCCCGAUGAACUUUGACCACGUGGGGAAGGCCUACCUGUGUUUGUUCCAGGUGGCCACGUUCAAGGGAUGGAUCCAGAUCAUGAACGACGCGAUCGACUCGCGGGACAUCGGAAAGCAGCCCAUCCGCGAAACCAACAUCUACAUGUACUUGUACUUUGUGUUCUUCAUCAUCUUCGGAUCGUUCUUCACGCUGAACCUCUUCAUCGGUGUCAUUAUUGACAACUUUAACGAACAGAAGAAGAAGGCUGGGGGAUCGCUCGAGAUGUUUAUGACGGAGGACCAAAAAAAGUACUACAACGCAAUGAAGAAGAUGGGCUCGAAGAAGCCACUGAAGGCCAUUCCGCGGCCCAAGUGGCGACCACAAGCAAUAGUGUUCGAAAUCUGCACAAACAAAAAGUUCGACAUGAUCAUCAUGUUGUUCAUCGGCUUCAACAUGUUGACGAUGACGCUGGAUCACUACAAGCAGACGGAAACGUUCAGCGCGGUGCUGGACUACCUGAACAUGAUCUUCAUCUGUAUCUUCAGUAGCGAGUGUCUGAUGAAGAUCUUCGCGCUGCGCUACCACUACUUUAUCGAACCGUGGAACCUGUUCGAUUUCGUCGUCGUCAUCCUGUCCAUUUUGGGCCUGGUGCUGAGCGACCUGAUCGAAAAGUACUUCGUCUCGCCGACGCUGCUCCGUGUGGUGCGCGUGGCCAAGGUCGGUCGGGUGCUGCGUCUCGUCAAGGGCGCCAAGGGCAUCCGGACGUUGCUGUUUGCGCUGGCCAUGUCGCUGCCGGCGCUGUUCAACAUCUGUCUGCUGCUGUUCCUGGUGAUGUUCAUCUUCGCCAUCUUCGGGAUGUCGUUCUUCAUGCACGUGAAGGACAAGAGCGGGCUGGACGACGUGUACAACUUCAAGACGUUCGGCCAGAGCAUGAUCCUGCUGUUUCAGAUGUCAACGUCUGCGGGGUGGGACGGUGUGCUGGAUGGUAUCAUCAACGAGGAGGACUGCCUGCCGCCGGAUAACGACAAGGGUUACCCGGGGAACUGCGGGUCGGCGACGAUCGGCAUCACGUACCUGCUGGCAUAUCUGGUCAUCAGUUUCCUGAUCGUUAUCAACAUGUACAUCGCUGUCAUUCUCGAGAAUUACUCGCAGGCCACGGAGGACGUGCAGGAGGGUCUGACGGACGACGACUACGACAUGUACUACGAGAUCUGGCAGCAGUUCGAUCCGGACGGUACGCAGUACAUCCGGUACGACCAGCUGUCGGACUUUUUGGACGUGCUGGAACCGCCGCUGCAGAUUCACAAACCGAACAAGUACAAGAUCAUCUCGAUGGACAUUCCGAUCUGUCGCGGCGACAUGAUGUUCUGCGUGGACAUUCUGGACGCGCUGACGAAGGACUUCUUCGCGCGGAAGGGCAACCCGAUCGAGGACAGUGCCGAGAUGGGUGAGGUCCAGCAGCGGCCGGACGAGGUCGGUUACGAGCCGGUUUCGUCGACGUUGUGGCGCCAACGGGAGGAGUACUGCGCGCGGUUGAUACAGCACGCGUACCGGAACUUUAAGGAACGAGGCGGUGUUGGUGGCGGCGGCGGCGGUGGAGGUGGUGGAGGAGGAGGUGGUGGCGAAGGUGCCGGAGAUGACACCGACGCCGAUGCCUGUGAUAACGAGCCCGGGAUCGGGAGUCCCGGCGCGGUCAGCGGCGGUGGCGGCAGCAUCGCCGGCGGAGGCUCCCAGGCUAACCUAGGGCCGCCGUCACCCAAAGAAUCGCCCGAUGGCAAUAAUGAUCCUCAAGGUCGUCAAACGGCCGUCCUAGUAGAAAGUGAUGGAUUUGUAACUAAAAACGGUCACCGUGUCGUGAUACACUCACGAUCGCCAAGUAUAACUUCACGAUCGGCGGAUGUCUGAGCCAGGCCUCGCCCCCCUCUCUCUGAUUCAGAUUCAGAAGCACGACAGAAAUAAUAUUUUAAAGAUUAAGAAAAAUACUUAAAAAACAAAACCGACAAAAAAAUUAAAAAUAUUCAAUCAUGAAAGGGAAAGCCGACUGCCAUAUAAUAAAUUUAAUUAUUUAAAACAAAACUUUAAUCGCAUAGGGAAAACAAACAAAAUCCAGUGAACAAAACAGCAACACACUUGUAAAAACGAAACAAAGAACAAAGAUGAAGAAAAGAUCAAGAGUCCUGAGGCAACAACACGCUAAAGCAUUAACAAAAAAAGAACAACAACAAAACAAUCUCAAGCAAAGCAAGCUGACGCGAAGAACAGCCGCGCGCAAAACGAACCGUAAGAAGAGAAGAGAGAAGCUCAACUGGAGAAAUGACCGGAACAACAACAAUAAGAACAACAACAACAACUGUACGUCACUAGAAAGAGGAAACGCGAUCCAUUCAACACGAGUCUUCUUUUUGUUUAGGUUUGAAUACCCCCUCUCAUACCUUUUCGUGACACUCUUUGAAACCUCCCAAAAAAUGUUGACGAUUAGAAAUACACUUACACAAACACAAAUGGUGCUGGGACCUUACCAAAACAAAACAAAACAAACGAUCGAACAUUGCUGCGCGAAGCGCCAGUGAAAACAAUCCAAAAUAGUGACUCUUAAAGCGAAACAAACCCAGAUUAUGGUAGUGAAAGUGAACGAACAAUAACAUAAACAAAGCGAACCAAAGUUAGCGAAAACAAACAGUGAGGAGCGCAAGAACAAUAGUGACAGAAAGAAAGGUGGAAACAUAAACAGUUAAAAAAUAAAACAAGUGAAUAAAUUGACAAAACAUGUGUGAUAUGUAAAAUAGCAAAUCUAAAUAAAAACAAAGGAAACAAAUCAAUAUCAAUAGACAUUACGAAAAGUGAAAGGGGUUACGACGAUUAAAACAGUGCAGUUGGACAGUUGAAUUAAGUGGAAAUAAAACAAGAAGAACAGAUCAGACAAACCAAACAUACCGAACCAAGAGUUACCAACCGAGCGACGGGAGCAGAUCGGACACCUACACAGAAUUUCAGAAAAAAAAACCAUUUCUCGACCGACUUUAUUCCGUUUUCAAACCGUCUUUUCCAGUUGGACACACAUCGACACAUUGCGUUUGUUCGUUCUGAAGAAGAAGCGAGCGAAGAAGAGAGGAAACAAAAAAAUGCAACAACUACAGGAGAAAUGAAACCAAAGAAAUCUACUCAUCAAAAUUAAAAUGAAAAAAAAAACUAAAGAAAUCACACUCCGGAAAAGGGAAGAAGAACAAUCCAGUUAAAUAAAAAAGCGAAGAAGCUACCGGUUGAGUUUGAGAAGAAGAAGAUUAAAGGGCGAGAUAGCGAAAACAAGAGCUAAAGCUAAAACGCGAAGAAGAACAAAAACACAAACCACACAUGUGAAUAAAGUGAGAUUAAUAAAGAAGUAAAUAUAUUAUAUUGGCUAAAGCAAAGAACAUACAAGUCAUCAUGUGCAUUUUUAUUUUUUAUUUUUCUACAAAGCAAGAAAAUGUAUAAAAAAAACACAAAAAAAAUCAAACCUUCAAAGAGGAAAAAACGGCAUUGCUGCGGUAAUAUUAAGGCUUUUUAUAUUAUUGAUAAGAAAAAGAAAAUAAAAAUCGCACAGGUUUUGUUCAACUACUGUAAAAUAAAAACAAACAACAACAACAAACAAAAAAGGAUUUAUAAACAAAAAAGCGACAACAACAAAAAGCUAAACCAAAAUCAUUAAUAAUAUGUUUCUGCGUGCAAUAAAAGAAAGUACUGUAAUUAUUAUAUAAUACAUACUAAUUUGUAAAUCAAACGCGAGGGGUUGGGGCGAGCCUUUAAUAAUUAAUAAAAAAAAAACAACACUAGUCAAGCUUUUCAAAUAUUAUCAUUAAUGAAUAACAUAAUAAAUUUAAUAAUGAAAAUAACAACUAAUUGUAAGUAAGCUAAGUAACAAAUUUUUUGAACAUUAUCCCACGAAAUGAUGUUCGGUAAAUCAAAAGAGGAAAAAACAAAAAAGCAAAUAAGCGCGAUCUAUUUUUUUUUUAAAGAGGUACACUAACGCAUACACCGAGAAAAAAAAAACACAAACACACACAAAACAUUUUCUUUCCUAUCGUUACGUGCAUUUUCUUCAAAACCUUUAAAAUCGAAACCCAAAUUCCUUUUUCCGUGCGCGUUUCAGCUUCCCUCCAUGAGCGCUCGCGAGAGCGCACACGCCUGAGCACUCUCCCGAGAGAGAGAAGCAACAAAGAAUGACAGCGAAAGUGUUGCAGUCUCUCUCGCACACACACAUUCAACACUCACCGUCCGCUACCGUUACUCUCUCACGCGAAUGUCGCUUCAUCGUUUCACACAAACACACCCGCUCGGUGAGUGACGCGAACGCUCACUUUCUCUCGGCAACAGAGCGAGAGAGCGAGAGGGUUCACGCGAGCGCGCGCGUUGCGCUCCGCUCGCCAACUACUCUCUCACACAGCAGACACACAGACACACGCAAACAAAAAAAAACCCGCUUCUUUGUUAAAAUGAGAAAAAAAGACAAAAAUGCGAACAACAAAAAGCAACCCAAAAAGAAAUCACUCUUACAUUUUUAGCUAUAUACAUAUUGUAAAAUAUAAAAACAAAAGAAAAGGUAAACAAUAAUUUAACGUUAAAAGAGAAAAAAACGCAGAGCAGGAGCAAACGAAACAUGUUUGAAAAGAGAGAGAAAUUAAAAAAACGCACGCAAAUACACUCACACCAGACACACACACACUUUCACAUACACAGUCACUCGAGUAAUAGUGAGGAAAACAAAACAACUUAACGAGAAGAAAAUAUGAAAUAUUUUUUUUACAAAAAAAAGUUUAUCUAUGGAGGGUGGAGCAAACGGAAAGAUAUAAAAUAAACUCUAUUUUAAUUGGUAUAUUUUUUAAUCAAUUUGAGCAUCCACAAUUAGUGACAGUGACAGCCAGCCAGAAUUCGCUAGCGCAGCAAAUCAACUGUAAAUUACUUUCCACAAAACUUAGUUAUGCAGAGUAGCGUGCGUUAAAGAAAAACAUUUGCAGCUAAAAGAAUAGCAAAUCGCAUCUUUGGUUAUUUUUUAAAUCAUCAGAGCGUGCAAAAAAUGCAGUAGUCGAGCAAAUUUAAUUCCUCUUGUACAAUGCUUAAAGGCAAGUGAGAGAAAAAGGGAAAAAGGAACGAGGAGAAGAAUAAUUAUUAAUGAAAAAAAAACACACACAGAACCAUACCAAAGAUUUAACUAUAAAGAGCGACUAGUUAGAAAACAAAAAACGAAAAAAUAAAAACAAAAGGCAGAUUAGUGAAAGAGAGAGAAACAAACACACAAACACAGCGAAAACGAGAAAGAACGAGAGAGCGAGCGAUAGAAGUAGUUAAAAGAAAGAGAGAGAGCAAAAACAACAAAGAGGGAAACACACACACACAACCAAACAUUUUUAUGCAUCGUCGAUAUGAAAUUGUUUCUUGCCAGGCCCGGGUUGGAUAAAUCGAACAGAAACGGAACAGUAUUCACAAAAGAAAACAAGAGAGAACCUCGCUUGAAGCCACGCAACGUCCCAAAAAAAAAGAAAAAGAGGGAGAGAGCAAAACAAACGUCACCUUAAUCGCCAUACGCCGAAUGUCUUUGCAAAAAAACCGCCGCGCCGCAACAGACGCCACUCAUUCGUCCGUCUAUUUUGCACACACACAAAUACACACAAACAAAACGCUAGUACUCACACGCGUACAUUCAUGCUUAUUGAUGAAGAAUAUGAUAAAGAGACACUCACACACACGCAAGCAAGUAAGCAGCAAGCGAAGGGAGGAGAUUUAAAAUAUACAUUUAUACUUAAAAAUAACAAAGAAAAAAGUAAACAAACUAAUGAACAAUGCUUAUAAAGUAAAGAAAUAUUAAAGUAAAAAUUGACGGGAGCGCCGAUCCCCUUUGUCCACAAAGAAACAACAAUUUCAGUGCCUUUUUUCACGAGUGUAUGAAGGAAAAAAACAGUUUAAAGAGAAAAAAAAUUAAGCAAAAGUACAUAGGAUGCAGUAAAUUUAAUUUGCGAGUGUAUAAUUACCGGUAACAGAAGCAAAUAUAACGAAAACAAAACGUCGCGUAAGCCAAAUCCAAUAGAACUCACUAAAAGAGAACGAUAGAGAGGGAGAGGGAGCUCGUUGCACUCAGAGCGCGCACCCCGGACGCGCUCUCACUUGCGAAAGCGCGCUCGGGUGAGCGCGAUCGUAGUGAGCGCAACGCCCACACUCUUGCUUCACCCCAUUCUGUGUGUGCUUCUAGAACUCAUACAUUCGCACGCGAGAGAGCUAGGCUAUUUGCGUGAGAGCAACUCUCACGAAGCAAUUUUUCCUCUCAUUUUAGCUUAGCUUCAGGUAGAGCAGAUAAUAAACACCGAGUAGCGGAAGCAGGAAGAGUAGAAGCAAACCCAUGAUUUUUGCUUGACGCUUAACCGUUACACAAACAACCCGAAAAUUAGAGGUAAAAAUAAUCGAAAAAAAGAGUAAUUUAAACAAAAAUCUAAUUGAAAACAAACUGUCCAAAACAGAAGCAAGCGGCUUCAAGCGAGGUUCCGUGUCCAAGUAUUGGUGCAAAAAUUUCCGACGGAAUGAUAAAGAGAGAGCCACCACGCCAGAGAGUGAGUGCGUCCGUGAGCGAGAAUCGCGAGUGAGUCACUCAUUGGCGAGCGCUCCGCGGGCAACUCGCCGCAACGUCCACUACAAAAGAUCUCCAACCAAAGAAAACAAAAUCAGAACCAAGUUUUUUGUAAUACAGUUUCCUGUGUAACAACAACAACAAAUCUCUCCAGAAACAAAAAAAAAAAAUCAAUAGUCCGCGCGCGCUGCGAUCAACCACGGUAACUCAUCGCCAUAUUGGAAAAGCAUACAAAUAAACAACUAGAACAGUGUUGUGUGUAGGUAGCGAGAGGAGAAUUAGGAGUAGUAGUGGCAGAAAGACAAAUGUUCAUGGAAAUAAAAAAAACACACUCACACAUACAGAGAAAGAGAGAUAGCCGAAAUAAAAUAUUUAAAAGUUUUCAUUUUUAGCUUCUUUUGAAAGGGACACAAACACAAACUCACACAUACAUAAACAGAUAAAAGCUUUUAAACUUUGAAAAUAAAGCGCUGUCGCAUUUCAUAUCGUUAGAUAAUUGUAAUCAUUUAUUUUGUGGUAUUAGUUGAACGGAAAGAGUAUUAACACAGACUAGCGAACAGACCCUCAUGUAUAUAGCGACUUCCCCAGCUAUAUGAUGAAACCAACUAGAGAAAAAAAAACGAAUGUUUAGGAUUGUGAAACUAAUAUUUAUAGAUUAUUUAUCCACUAUCGCUACCGGCGUAAAACUAUUCAUAUACUUGCGUACUAGUAUGAUCAGUUCACUUGUCUUUACAGUAUAGUUUGAGUAUUACAAAACAUCAAACCAUCUUCACACAAAUACACUGACACACACGAAGUCUCUCAAUCAGACGUGAGGCAAACGAAGCACAAAGAAGAAGAAGAGGAAGAAACGAUCGCUAGCUAAUUUUGAAAAUAAAAAAUCUCUGCGGAAUGAAGAAAAGACAAUGAAACAAUUUGCCUAUCACACGUUGCAUAAAUAUCAAAUUGUUGUAAAACAUUCUUUCCUAAUUGUUCCGAAUAUUUCGUUAGCAUAAUUCUCAUUUGUUACGUUUUUCUCUUUGUCAUCAUUGAAGUUGAAUGAGAGCAAAUAGCACAAGAUUCAAUAAAAAAAAUAAAUCUGAAAAAAAAACAAAAAAAAA
Culex quinquefasciatus (southern house mosquito) is the source of this 13874-nucleotide messenger RNA. It is a transcript of the gene para, whose product is annotated as sodium channel protein para. Gene Ontology annotation, cellular component: voltage-gated sodium channel complex; plasma membrane. The coding region runs from base 1641 to 8087 and encodes 2148 amino acids. Gene Ontology annotation, molecular function: calcium ion binding; voltage-gated sodium channel activity. The record is from RefSeq and is a predicted model, not a curated record. Lineage: Eukaryota; Metazoa; Arthropoda; Insecta; Diptera; Culicidae. The transcript has 37 exons. Gene Ontology annotation, biological process: neuronal action potential; sodium ion transmembrane transport; membrane depolarization during action potential.